Etheostoma spectabile (orangethroat darter) is the source of this 1334-nucleotide messenger RNA. RefSeq names its product M1-specific T cell receptor beta chain. The record is from RefSeq and is a predicted model, not a curated record. The transcript is spliced from 8 exons. The coding region runs from base 16 to 1044 and encodes 342 amino acids. NCBI's taxonomy places the organism in Eukaryota, Metazoa, Chordata, Actinopteri, Perciformes, Percidae.
CGGCUCAAAGCGGACAUGUUCAUCACACUACUUUAUCUGUUGCUUCUUUUCAACUCAGGUCUCACUGUGGUAGUCCUUCAGUCUGGAGAUCAAAUGUCCCACCCAGGAUUGACAGUGAACUUUGAGUGCAGCAUGGGUCCAGGGUUCAGCAUGGGCAGCUACACCAUGCUCUGGUAUCGACAAAACCAGUACGGCGCACUACUGGAGUUCCUCACCAAAGAGUACGACCAAACUGCGGGGCGCUUCCAGUCUUCCCUGGAAACAUCCAAGAACAACUUCUCGCUUCAGGUUACUGGGCUGCUCCUGAAUGACAGCAGCACCUACUACUGUGCUGCCAGUCACAGUGAUGCACACGGACCACACUGUCAUACAAAUAACAACUGGGGCUGUCACAGGUGGCACACCGACUCCUGCCACCCACAGGAGCUGUGGCUUGGAUGCUGUCACAGAAAUAGCAGCAGUCAGGCACUGAUCAGGUGCACUGUGACCCAGACUGCAGAGGCUUACUUUGGUGGAGGAACAAAGUUAACGGUUUUAGAACCAGACCAUGAUAUCACCCCACCAACAGUAAAGGUGCUUAAACCUUCAACAAAGGAGUGUAGAAAGCAGACAGACGGAGCGAGGAAGAAGACCAUUGUCUGUGUGGCCAGUGGAUUCUACCCGGACCAUGUCACUGUUGACUGGCAGAUCAACGGGGAGACUCAAACCACUGGUGUGGCCACUGAUAACGCUGCCCUGCGGGAAGGCAAGACGUACAGAAUCACCAGCAGGCUGAGGGUCCCUAGAGAACACUGGUACACACUCGACAAAAACUUCAGCUGCAUCGUCAACUUCUACAAUGGCAGUGCAUCAAGCAAUUAUACCGGGACAGUUCUGGGUGUUGAAGGUGAGGAAAAAGGCGGCAUGACAAGAGAGGAUUAUUUGAAGAUCUCCCAGACGGCCAAACUCUCCUACGGUCUUCUAAUCAUCAAGAGCAGCCUCUAUGGAGCCUUUGUGGCCUUUUUGGUGUGGAAGCUUCAGAGUUCAGCUGGAAAACGGAACUAAGAGCUGAGGUCUGAACCAAAACAAUCCUGAUCUUGGUUUCUUUAAAUAAAAUGUGUAGAAAAUAUUAUAUAGUUAUAUUUCCACAACUGUGUAUCUCACAACAUAUUUGCAUUCAUAUAUAAAUAAGCCAACCAAAUUUUACUAACCAAUAGAGGAGCAUAUUCUUAUUACUUUUAAAGCCAAAAUUGGCAUGGAAGUAAGUUUGAUGUAGAUUAUUUAAUAAUCACUUGUAUGUUGGUUGUGAACUGUUUGAUGCUUAAUUUUCAACUCAAUAAAAGUACGUCAGAGGA